CUCCUCCCCCAUCACCCAAACCUCGAACACAGCACCCACCCUUUACAUAUCAGUCCCUCUCACACACACUACUAUAUCUUACUCAAUUAUUAUAAUAAAAUGCACGAACACACACACACUUUAAUCAGGUUUUGACUUUAAAUUGUCAAGUUCCAAACCAAUUCACAAUCACAGGUUGAUCUUGAAAACAAAAAGUGAUUAUCUUAUCACUAUCGAAGCAAGAGUCAAGAGAGAAAGAAAAGUGAAUUAAAAAUGGAUCACAGCGUAGAUGCACAUCGCACGGAUUUGAUGACCAUAACCCGAUUCGUGCUGAACGAGCAAUCCAAACACCCUGAAUCACGCGGUGACUUCACCAUCUUGCUCAGUCACAUUGUUCUCGGUUGCAAGUUUGUUUGCUCCGCUGUCAACAAGGCUGGUCUUGCUAAGCUCAUUGGACUUGCUGGAGAGACCAAUGUUCAGGGGGAAGAGCAGAAGAAGCUGGAUGUUCUUUCCAAUGAGGUCUUCAUCAAGGCUUUGAUAAGCAGUGGCAGAACACGCAUCUUGGUUUCGGAAGAAGAUGAGGAAGCAAUAUUUGUGGAACCUUCUAAGCGUGGAAAGUACUGUGUUGUUUUUGACCCGUUGGAUGGCUCAUCUAACAUUGAUUGUGGUGUUUCUAUAGGCACUAUUUUUGGGAUUUAUAUGGUGAAAGAUGGCCAUGAACCAACCAUAGAAGAUGUCCUGCAACCUGGAAAGAACAUGGUGGCAGCUGGUUAUUGUAUGUAUGGAAGCUCUUGCACGCUUGUGUUAAGCACUGGAACCGGUGUCAAUGGUUUCACUCUUGACCCCUCUCUUGGUGAGUUUAUCCUGACUCACCCUGACAUUAAGAUCCCAAAGAAAGGCAAGAUUUAUUCUGUGAAUGAAGGAAAUGCUAAAAAUUGGGAUGCUCCUACUGCUUCUUAUGUGGAGCAAUGCAAGUUUCCAAAAGAUAGUUCACCACCAAAGUCUCUAAGAUAUAUUGGAAGCAUGGUAGCUGAUGUUCAUCGCACAUUGCUUUACGGGGGUUCCUUUUUGUACCCUGCUGAUAAAAAGAGUCCCAAUGGAAAACUUCGUGUUCUGUAUGAAGUCUUCCCAAUGUCAUUCUUGAUGGAACAAGCAGGAGGUCAGGCUUUCACCGGCAAGCAGCGGGCACUUGAUUUAGUUCCAACGAAGUUGCAUGAGAGAUCUCCCAUAUUCCUUGGCAGCUAUGACGAUAUUGAGGAAAUCAAAGCUCUUUAUGCUGCUGAGAGUAAAUGAGAAUGUUACUUGUGCUAAGCAUCCUUGUCUCAUUGGCUAUUUACAAGCACUUGUUAUCCAAUUGAUAGGCUAACAAUCGCUUAUCAGAAAACUUGUUACCUGGUCAUGUAUAUAUUAAUAAAAGAGUAAAAUACACUCACCCCACUCAAGAUUUGUGAGAAUAACACUUAGCUCCAUUCUUAUCCAAAA
Lotus japonicus is the source of this 1461-nucleotide messenger RNA. RefSeq names its product fructose-1,6-bisphosphatase, cytosolic. Lineage: Eukaryota; Viridiplantae; Streptophyta; Magnoliopsida; Fabales; Fabaceae. The transcript has 12 exons. The record is from RefSeq and is a predicted model, not a curated record. Gene Ontology annotation, cellular component: cytoplasm; cytosol. The coding region runs from base 253 to 1272 and encodes 339 amino acids. Gene Ontology annotation, molecular function: fructose 1,6-bisphosphate 1-phosphatase activity. Gene Ontology annotation, biological process: fructose metabolic process; sucrose biosynthetic process; fructose 6-phosphate metabolic process.